Messenger RNA from Saccharomyces paradoxus, 1467 nucleotides. RefSeq names its product fumarase FUM1 (gene FUM1). Bases 1 to 1467 code for a protein of 488 amino acids. The record is from RefSeq and is a predicted model, not a curated record. Gene Ontology annotation, biological process: malate metabolic process; fumarate metabolic process; tricarboxylic acid cycle. Gene Ontology annotation, cellular component: tricarboxylic acid cycle heteromeric enzyme complex; mitochondrion. The transcript has a single exon. NCBI's taxonomy places the organism in Eukaryota, Fungi, Ascomycota, Saccharomycetes, Saccharomycetales, Saccharomycetaceae. Gene Ontology annotation, molecular function: fumarate hydratase activity.
AUGUUCAGGAUUACCAAUUCUAGUUGCAAAGCAUUCGUGCAAUCGUCAUAUAAGCUCAAUAUAAGAAGAAUGAACUCCUCCUUUAGAACAGAAACCGAUGCAUUCGGUGAGAUCAACGUGCCUGCUGAUAAGUACUGGGGUGCUCAAACUCAAAGAUCCUUCCAAAACUUCAAAAUAGGUGGUGCUCGUGAAAGAAUGCCAUUGCCUUUAGUGCAUGCAUUUGGUGUUUUGAAGAAAUCUGCCGCGAUUGUGAACGAGUCUCUCGGAGGAUUGGAUCCCAAGAUUUCCAAAGCUAUUCAACAGGCUGCCGACGAAGUAGCUUCUGGUAAACUAGAUGAUCAUUUCCCAUUGGUUGUUUUCCAAACAGGUUCCGGCACCCAAUCCAACAUGAAUGCGAAUGAAGUCAUUUCUAAUCGUGCCAUUGAGAUCCUAGGUGGCAAAAUCGGAUCCAAACAAGUCCAUCCAAACAACCACUGUAAUCAGUCUCAAUCAUCCAAUGACACUUUCCCAACCGUCAUGCAUAUUGCUGCCAGUUCACAAAUUCAAAACGAAUUGAUACCUGAAUUGACCAAUUUGAAGAAUGCCCUUGAAGCUAAAUCCAAGGAAUUUGACCAUAUUGUGAAGAUUGGUAGAACACACUUGCAAGAUGCUACGCCUUUGACACUGGGCCAAGAAUUUUCAGGUUACGUGCAACAAGUUGAGAACGGUAUCCAAAGAGUUGCUCAUUCCUUGAAAACAUUGAGUUUCCUGGCUCAAGGUGGUACCGCCGUCGGCACAGGUUUGAAUACCAAGCCCGGAUUCGAUGUCAAGAUAGCUGAGCAAAUCUCUAAAGAAACUGGACUAAAGUUUCAAACUGCCCCUAACAAGUUCGAAGCCUUGGCUGCUCACGAUGCCAUAGUCGAAUGUAGUGGCGCUCUAAAUACUCUUGCUUGUUCUCUUUUCAAAAUAGCGCAAGAUAUUAGAUACUUAGGAUCUGGGCCACGUUGCGGUUACCAUGAACUAAUGUUACCAGAGAAUGAACCAGGCUCCUCUAUUAUGCCUGGUAAAGUUAACCCCACCCAAAACGAGGCAUUGACUCAAGUCUGUGUCCAAGUCAUGGGUAACAACGCAGCUAUCACGUUUGCUGGCUCUCAAGGUCAAUUCGAACUAAAUGUCUUUAAACCGGUAAUGAUCGCCAAUCUAUUGAACUCGAUUAGGCUAAUAACUGAUGCUGCGUAUUCGUUCAGAGUACACUGCGUUGAAGGUAUCAAAGCCAAUGAACCUCGUAUCCAUGAACUUUUGACCAAAUCUUUAAUGUUAGUCACUGCUUUGAACCCUAAGAUCGGUUACGAUGCCGCUUCCAAGGUCGCCAAAAAUGCUCAUAAGAAGGGCAUCACCUUGAAGGAAAGUGCGUUGGAAUUGGGUGUAUUGACUGAAAAGGAAUUUGAUGAAUGGGUUGUCCCUGAAAACAUGCUAGGUCCUAAAUAA